Arachis ipaensis is the source of this 1128-nucleotide messenger RNA. RefSeq names its product cytochrome b561 and DOMON domain-containing protein At3g25290-like. The record is from RefSeq and is a predicted model, not a curated record. NCBI's taxonomy places the organism in Eukaryota, Viridiplantae, Streptophyta, Magnoliopsida, Fabales, Fabaceae.
AUGGUGCCAUCAUCAAUUUCCCUCCUCUUAUUGUUCAUUCUCAUAGCACUCAUUGCUAGUACCUCCGCUAACACAUGCACCACCCAAACCCUCACCGACGCUAGUAAUAACAACAAGGUUUAUGCCAAUUGCAUGGACCUCCCACAUCUUAAUGCUUUCCUCCAUUGGACACACAACACAUCCAAUUCCUCUGUGUCUGUUGCCUUUGUGGCGACCCCACCUCGUCCAGGAGGUUGGGUUUCCUGGGCAGUUAACCCAACUGGCACGGGCAUGGUGGGGGCCCAAUCCUUUGUGGCCUACAAGGGUGACAACGGUGUCGUAACCGUCUUUCCCCUCAACAUACAAUCAUAUAGUAAGAUGUCUCAGAACCUCACGAUUGACACGUGGAAUUUGAGGGGAGAAGAGGAUGAAGGAAUAAUCAAGAUCUUUGUGAAUAUAAAGGUGGUUGAGAAUGCAGUGAGCUUGAACCAAGUGUGGCAAGUGGGGCCCUCAGUGACAGCAGGAAGGAUCGACCCGCAUGCCUUUGCUCCUGAGAAUUUGAAUUCCAAGGGACCACUUAGCUUGGUUGGAACACAAAGUAUUUCUCAUGGCGUGGAUUCAAGGACCAAGAGAAAGAAUAUUCAUGGAAUACUAAAUGCUGUGAGCUGGGGUUUCCUGUUUCCCCUUGGAGUAGCCAUAGCAAGGUAUUUGAGGAUAUUCCCAUGUGCAGAUCCAACUUGGUUCUAUCUUCAUGUUGGUUGCCAAAUGUCUGCUUAUGUCAUUGGGGUUGUUGGCUGGGUAACUGGUCUUAAGCUCGGAAGUGAAUCAGAAGGCAUUGUGUACACUGCUCAUCGCAAUAUUGGAAUAGCCCUCUUUUGUCUUUGCACUAUUCAGAUGUUCGCAUUGCUCGUAAGGCCAAAUAAGGAUCACAAAUAUCGUGUCUUCUGGAAUAUCUAUCAUCAUAGCUUUGGAUACACUAUAAUUUUCCUUGGAAUUAUCAACGUAUUCAAGGGUUUUGACAUCUUGAGUACAACGGAGAAAUGGAAAUCAAGUUAUAUUGUAGCGAUUUCUGCAUUGGCUAUAACUGCUUUAAUCUUGGAGGUGAUCACAUGGAUUGUUGUCUUGAGGAGAAAGUCUAACACUAAAUAA